AAGUCAUUCCGUUAUAAAGGAACAUAAUCGUCGUUUGAGAAGUGUUCUCCGAAUCGUAGAUUACAAUCGAUUCGUUGUUUGGGGAAGCUCCAAACCUUCAUCGUUCGAUCAGACGAGUUCUCCUUCCGAUCCCUUUACCAGAGCUCUUUUAGCCCCCUUGAUUUCUCUUUCCCGAGGUUUUACGCCCAAGAUUCCGAGGGUUUCCUCCGUCGUUCUUGAUACGAAACUCUGCUUACAUAAAUGCAGAGCAUAAAACGCUUAUCAAGAAGUGUUCAUAGUCCACUGCAUUCGAGCAUAGUUUUGUUUGACUUGCCGAAAGUUGUGGAAGAAGUGAUAUAUAAUAGUAUCGAUGCAGGUGCGACCAAGGUUUAUGUUUCUAUAAAUAUCAGUGCAUGUUACAUUAAAGUAGAAGAUGAUGGUUGUGGCAUUACAAGAGAUGGACUGGUCAUGUUGGGUGACAAAUAUGUUGAUAACGUGGUUUUAUGUGGUGUAUGAACAACGACAUCCAAGUUCGGCCUCAUGGAUGACAUUGAAUCUAGUACUAGAAGCCUGGGUUUUAGAGGAGAGGCAUUGGGUUCCCUUUCUGAUACUUCCGUAGUGGAAGUUAGAACAAAAGCUCGUGGCAAACCUAAUGCAUACUGCAAGAAUAUAAAGGGAUCGAAGUGCUUAUUUCUUGGAAUAGAUGAUCAGAGGGAAGUUGUGGGUACCACUGUUAUUGUUCGAGAACUAUUUUACAACCAACCAGUUCGAAGGAGAUGCAUGCAGUCUAGCUCCAAAAAGGUUCUCCAUUCUGUGAAGAAAUGUGUACUCUGAACUGCUCUUGUUCACCCGCAAAUUUUAUUCAGAGUCACUGAUAUUGAGAGUGAGGAUGUGCUACUCUGCACAAUUCCUUCCUCAUCUACUUUGCCUCUUAUCUCUGAUGGUUUUGGGAAUGAAGUAUCCAGUUCCCUACAUGAAAUUGUUUACUCUGAUCAAAAACUGAUCCUUUCUGGGUAUAUAUCUGGGCCUGCUGAUGCUUUCUCCACAAAGGCUUUCCAGUAUCUCUAUAUUAACUCAAGGUUCAUUAGCAAGUGCCCACUUCAUAACUUGGUUAAUGAUCUCGCAGCCAGAUUUCAGGGUUCUUUAACCCUGCGGGUCGAGCCUGAGUUCCAUGGGGGGAAGAGACUCAAGAAUCAGGGAUAUCCAGCAUAUAUGUUUAAUCUAUGCUGUCCUCCUCUUAGUUAUGACCUAAGUUUUGAACCUUCAAAGACAAUUAUAGAAUUCAAGGAUUGGGGCAUUAUCUUGACUUUCUUUGAACAAGCCAUCAUGCAUUGCUGGGAACAACUUCAGGAGCAGUCACCGCAAGGAAAAUCUUUUGCCCAUAAAAGUGGUGUAUCUGUGGCAAAUGAAGUUCAGAAGGAAGACCCAUUGACCAUAGACAUAUUUAAGAACUCUAACAUGAGAAAGAUGAGAUGCAAUAUCCAGUUACAUCAUCGCUUUCUUUCUCAUAGCCCAAUUAGCAGCCCCCUCAAGAUCGCAUCAGAAGAUGUUACUACUUCUCCUGGAAGAUCAUCUAAAGAUCAGAAGAUAUUUUCCCUGGAGCCUGAACCAAGCCAAAGUGAUACUGAGCUUUUUGGUUUUACUGAUUGCUCUUUGCACAAUGUAAUUAAUGACAGAGUGGAUGUAUUUGAUCCUAGAUGUGAUAAAAUGGGUGUCAUAAACCACAAUCCUCUUUGGUGGACAAGGAAUGCCGAUUCUUUGCCUUUGAAAAACCAUCACAUUCCUGAUCUUACUUCUGAAGUUAGAGAAAAAUAUGAUAUGCAAGAGUUUGUAUGGAAGAACAGACCUCCUUAUGGCACCAGAAACUUGAAAGAAGAAUUAAUUAGUUGUAAAAUGACUGAUCAUCAUGACAUCACGGUAAAUGCUCAGGAAGUUCAUAAUCGAUUACACAAUCCCAAGUCUCUCAGCAAACCAGGGAUGAAAGAGAGUCACUCUUUGAUGGAGAAUGAGCUCUGUAACUCAGCACUCUGCUCAACUCCCAGUGGUUUUGGCAUUAACGUUGUUUAUGUAAGAAAAGGACUUGACAAUGCAAUGCAAAUGCAUUAACGUUGUUCAAGUUCUAGCGAUAUUUUUUGCCCCCAAAAAUUUGAUGCUGCUACGCCCUCAUUCACUGUAAUUAGAAAAUGCCAGGCACUUAGGGACUUGGAUGUGCUAUCAAGUGAUUCAAUUAGCCUGUAUUCUUGUGAUCAAACUUGUUUAUUUGAGGAGAACAACCUUCAUAAUAGGCUAGGAGUUUGUAAAACUGGAUCCAUAUGUCAAUUACCUAAGGACGAAUGGCUUCUUUAUUCCCCACAUGCAUCUUGUGGUAGAUCAACAAAUGUAGCUUUUGAUUGUACAAGCAAAGAUUCAUUGGAAUGGAAUUUGAGAUCUUUCAAAAGUGAUGAUUCCGGGCACUCUACAAUAAUGGAAGAAAAGGAUGAAUUUUUCAACUCUUUUCAGAAUAGUUACAGUGAGAUUUAUCCUGAUGAAAGCUGGGCGAAAAGCAGAUCAGAUCAUGAAUAUUGCUCUAGUCCCAACAAAGAUUUGCGCUAUGGCCACCUUUCAGAUGAAACAACUUUUGGUGAUGUUUGCUUGUUGGAUAAUUUACAUUGUGAAACUGGGUGGUUGUUUUCAGACUCUACUAAUGUUAAAAGGACUGAUGGCUAUUCCAAGUUUAGGGUUCACCCUGUGCACAAUCAUGAUAAGGUGGUUGAGAGCUCCUUCCAUGAACAGGAAUUUCUAAAUCAUGAACUGUCUCAGGCUUACAAGGUUAGAUCAAAGAGAAGUUCUUCAGCUCCACCAUUUUACAAAGGGAAGUGCAAAUUCCUUAUUUUAAACUGUCUGACCAAAACAGUGCGAAAAGAGCCUGAUUUUGAGUUCUCAAAGGCUUCACCAGAGACCAUGAACUCACUAGAUAAUGUGUCACGAAGUAAUGCAUCACAGAAGCCUCUUAACAGGGAGGUUUCCCAGCCACAGAUCAGACAAUGCAUUGAUGAAAAGCUGAUCAAACAAGAAAUGAGCAAAUCCUACCCUGUAGGUUCUAUCACUGAUGAACCAGAACAUGUUGCAGCUGAAAUGACUAAGUGGCGAAGUGGCACUUUGCAGCCUAUGGUUAAAGAUGGAGACUUCUUGCAUAAUUCUUUUCGACAAAGUGAUGAUAUACUUGACAUUUCUUCUGGUAUUUUACAUCUCUGUGGUAGCUCCUUAGUGCCUGAAUCUCUUGACAAAGAUUGCCUUCAGGAUGCAAGUGUUCUUCUUCAGCUGGAUAGAAAAUUUAUUCCUGUAAUGGCAAGUCGAACACUCAUUAUUAUCGAUCAGCAUGCUGCAGAUGAACGGAUUCGCUUGGAAGAGCUCCGUCGAAAGGUCCUGUCUGGUGAGGGCAUUGGAAUUACUUAUCUGGAUCCUGAGCAGGAGUUGGUUCUUCCUGAAAUGGGGUUUCAGCUGUUGCAAAAAUAUGCAGAUCAGAUACAGCAAUGGGGUUGGAUCUGCAGCACUCCUAGUCAGCCCUCAGAAUCAUUCACAAAGAACAUGAACCUUUUUAAGAGACAUGCAUGUGCUGUUUCUCUCGUUGCAGUACCAUGUAUAUUAGGCAUCAAUUUGACUGACAAAGAUCUUAUAGAAUUCAUUGAUCAGCUUGUUGAGACAGAUGGAUCAUCAACUCUGCCACCUUCUGUUCUUCGUGUUCUAAACUUCAAAGCCUGCAGAGGUGCCAUCAUGUUUGGUGAUUCCUUGUUGCCUUCAGAAUGUUCUCUCAUUGUUGAAGAAUUGAAAGCAACACCACUAUGCUUCCAGUGUGCUCAUGGGCGACCAACUACUGUCCCUGUUCUCAAUGUCACAGCCCUUCAUGAGCAGUUGGCCAGACUUCAGGUGCAGCAGGAUGGCCCAAGUGAGAUAUGGCAUGGACUCAGCCGGCAUAAAUCCAGCAUCAGACGUGCCCAGUUGCGUCUGGAUUCUGCGAGAAAAUUUCACAACCGAUACUAGAGGGGCUUUCAAAUUGUGGUCUGUAUAGUUAAAUGCCACCACUCCAUUGCUGAUUGUAGUACAUUAUAAUAGUAUUGCAUACAAGCAUCAUUCAUUUGUAAGAAUCUAAUAAAUAUAUGCCAUCUAGUCAACCAUUUGUAAUGGUAACAAAAUUUUAUUCCCAUUUAACCAAGCAGCCAUUUUUGCAUGCUAUCCUGA
This is a messenger RNA of Elaeis guineensis (African oil palm), 4197 nucleotides long. The record is from RefSeq and is a predicted model, not a curated record. NCBI's taxonomy places the organism in Eukaryota, Viridiplantae, Streptophyta, Magnoliopsida, Arecales, Arecaceae.